GAAGCAGGAGGAGGCGGGGGCAAGAGACGCUUGAGGCUGGAGCUAACCGGACGGGUCGCUCCGGCUCUCCGGGGAGAGGAGCUUCCCGGCUCUGGAGAAGGGGCGAAUCCUUUGAGAGCCUCCGGGAAGCGCCGCGCGCUGGAGAGGGACGGUCGGGCUACCCCGGCUCGCGGAGGGCUCGGCUUCGGGCUCCCCUCCUUUCCACCUCGCGGGGGAGGGGGCGAGGGAAGGAGGGGAGGGGAAGGUCCCCGGGAGGAGGCAGAAUGACCAUUCGAGGGGGGCUUGGGCGCUGCUUUUCCCAGGAGUUGCCUCCACUCCUGCGGCUGCCGCGAGGGCUGGCUUGAGCUGGGGCUCCAGGCUCUCCCGCUGAGAGCCAGCGCGGCCCCCCGGGGCCCGGGCAGCGGCGCCGGCAUGACGUCCGGCACCAUGAAGUUCAAUGGUUACUUGAGGGUCCGUAUUGGCGAGGCUGUGGGGCUGCAGCCCACCCGCUGGUCCCUGCGCCACUCGCUCUUCAAGAAGGGCUACCAGCUGUUGGACCCCUACCUGACGGUGAGCGUGGACCAGGUGCGCGUGGGCCAGACCAGCACCAAACAGAAGACCAACAAACCCACGUACAAUGAGGAGUUCUGCACCAACGUUACCGACGGUGGCCACCUCGAACUGGCCGUCUUCCACGAGACGCCCCUGGGCUAUGACCACUUCGUGGCCAACUGCACCCUGCAAUUCCAGGAGCUGCUGCGCACGGCCGGCGCCUCGGACACAUUCGAGGGUUGGGUGGAUCUGGAGCCAGAAGGGAAGGUGUUUGUGGUAAUAACCCUAACGGGGAGCUUCACUGAAGCCACUCUGCAGAGAGACCGAAUCUUCAAACAUUUCACCAGGAAGCGCCAAAGGGCUAUGCGAAGGCGAGUCCACCAGAUCAAUGGACACAAGUUCAUGGCCACAUACCUGAGACAGCCCACCUACUGCUCUCACUGCAGGGAGUUUAUCUGGGGAGUAUUUGGGAAACAAGGUUAUCAAUGUCAAGUGUGCACCUGUGUCGUCCAUAAACGCUGCCACCAUCUAAUUGUUACAGCCUGCACUUGCCAGAACAAUAUGAACAAAAUGGAUUCAAAGAUUGCUGAACAGAGGUUCGGAAUCAACAUCCCGCACAAGUUCAGCAUCCACAACUACAAAGUGCCCACCUUCUGCGAUCACUGCGGCUCGCUGCUCUGGGGGAUCAUGCGACAAGGACUGCAGUGUAAAAUCUGUAAGAUGAAUGUCCACAUCCGAUGUCAGGCGAACGUGGCCCCGAACUGCGGGGUCAAUGCGGUGGAGCUCGCCAAGACCCUGGCCGGGAUGGGCCUCCAGCCCGGAAAUAUUUCUCCAACCUCGAAGCUCGUUUCCAGGUCAACUCUAAGACGACAGGGCAGGGAAAACACCAAAGAAGGAAAUGGAAUCGGGGUUAAUUCUUCCAGCCGACUUGGUAUCGACAACUUUGAGUUCAUCCGCGUGUUGGGGAAGGGGAGUUUCGGGAAGGUGAUGCUUGCAAGAAUAAAAGAAACAGGAGACCUCUAUGCCGUGAAGGUGCUGAAGAAGGAUGUGAUCUUGCAGGAUGACGACGUGGAAUGCACAAUGACGGAAAAAAGGAUCCUGUCCUUGGCUCGCAAUCACCCCUUCCUCACACAGCUGUUCUGCUGCUUUCAAACCGCUGAUCGUCUGUUUUUCGUGAUGGAAUUUGUGAAUGGAGGUGACUUGAUGUUUCACAUUCAGAAGUCUCGUCGUUUUGAUGAAGCACGAGCUCGUUUCUAUGCAGCAGAAAUCAUUUCAGCGCUCAUGUUCCUACACGAGAAAGGAAUCAUCUAUCGAGACCUCAAACUGGACAACGUGCUGUUGGAUCAUGAGGGCCACUGUAAGCUGGCGGACUUCGGCAUGUGCAAAGAGGGCAUCUGUAAUGGAGUCACCACAGCGACCUUCUGUGGCACACCCGACUAUAUUGCACCAGAGAUCCUCCAGGAAAUGCUCUACGGACCCGCGGUAGAUUGGUGGGCGAUGGGCGUGUUGCUCUACGAGAUGCUCUGUGGUCACGCACCCUUCGAGGCGGAGAACGAAGAUGACCUCUUUGAGGCCAUCCUGAAUGAUGAAGUGGUCUACCCUACUUGGCUCCAUGAAGAUGCCACAGGGAUCCUGAAAUCUUUCAUGACCAAGAACCCCACCAUGCGCCUGGGCAGCCUUACGCAGGGCGGAGAGCAUGCCAUCUUGAGACAUCCUUUCUUUAAGGAAAUCGACUGGGCCCAGCUGAACCAUCGCCAAGUAGAACCACCUUUCAGACCCAGAAUCAAAUCCCGAGAAGAUGUCAGUAAUUUCGACCCUGACUUCAUUAAGGAAGAGCCAGUUUUAACCCCAAUUGAUGAGGGACAUCUUCCUAUGAUUAACCAGGAUGAAUUUAGAAACUUUUCCUUUGUGUCUCCAGAAUUGCAACCUUAGCCUUAUGGGGAAUGAAAGGCAUGAUAUGAGAAUCACAAGCAGAUCCAGACUUUCCAGGAAUUUCCUUUGUGGGGCAUUCCCCAGUAUCAGCCUUAGAACAAGAACCUUACCUUCAGAGUGCAGGUGGAAAACUCUGAAGGACAGAACUUCAGGAGGUCAGCUCUUUCAAGUCCUCAUGAAGACAGGGUGCUAGAAAGAGGGGAUACCGAAAUGAGAUUUCAUGAAGAAGUAAGUAUACUGCUCAACCUAGGAGUUUCCAUGUUUCCUCUGGGCUUGGGAUAUUAGAAGGAACCAACACAAGAGAAGGUGUGAAGAAUCAACUCGAUCCUAGAGAUUCUGAGCCAACCGGCUUUUCACUUCAACAGGCAAAUCAAGACUUGGUCUGGGCCACUCUGUGCUCUUCUUAAGCCAGUGAGCACUGGAUACCAGCAGACUGCAAGAAGUCUGUAAAUGCUAAUGAAGAAUUUGAAGGUAAGGAAAUGAAUGGCUUUCCAAGCAGAAUGAUUUACUCUGAAGAAACAAAACUCACAGCAUAAAGCCCUGUCUUGAAAACAGAUGCUGGGCAACCAGACAACUGUUCCAGCUUAUUCUCUUAUCCUCACUUGAACGGAUAUUUAUUGAGUGCCCAGUGAGACGGUGCCAUGCGCCCAGCUAGUGUAAACAGAUUCGUGUGCACUGAACGUUCAUGCUCCGGACCACUUAUGUACCUGAAUGGUGUUUGCAUUCUGUGAAAUGCCUCUCCAUGUUGCAUAUAUCAUGCUUCUUUGUCUCCACAUAACUUUGUCCACAGAAGAGGGCUCGCUGCCACAAGGGCAGCUGUCUACGCAAACAGCAGGUGAGCCAGGGGCUUGCUGCCCAAGGACUUGUGAAAGCUCAGCGUGGGAUGAUGUGUGAUCCCGCACCAUACUCAGUGAAGAAUCGCACGCCACUCAUGUCAGUGGCCAGACUUAUGGCUUACACAUUAGCAGGUUAUUUAAGUUAUAUUUUAAGAGACAGAAAUGUUUGGUAUGCAUUUUAAUAAUUAGAAAUGACUCUUACAAACAGGACAUUUACCGAAGGACCUUAGAAUAUGUACUCAUAUGCAGCUGGAGAAUUUUGUCUGUCUGGAAAUAAAUGCAUUUUGUAGCAAAAGUAAA
Messenger RNA from Mustela lutreola (European mink), 3599 nucleotides. RefSeq names its product protein kinase C eta (gene PRKCH). Gene Ontology annotation, molecular function: diacylglycerol-dependent serine/threonine kinase activity; ATP binding. Gene Ontology annotation, biological process: protein phosphorylation. The transcript is spliced from 14 exons. Lineage: Eukaryota; Metazoa; Chordata; Mammalia; Carnivora; Mustelidae. The record is from RefSeq and is a predicted model, not a curated record. The coding region runs from base 412 to 2463 and encodes 683 amino acids.